UGUCUUAAUUACAUUAUAAUAUAAUCUGUGUUUAAAAAAGUCUUGUGGAUUUUGGUAAAAUUUCAUUUCACUCAACACAAGGGACAACAAAUAGUAUAUUCAGAAAGUUGAAUUGUCAUCUUAAUACGUAUUGGAAAAAAUUUAAUUAUAUAUGUCAUCCGUUAAACAUCUUUGUUUAUAUUUUAUUUCCAGGCAUAAAAUAGUAAUACGUCUGUGAUAUAAUAAAAAGAUGAGUGAAGGAGAGCCUACAUUGAUCGACAAGUCUGAAAGCAGUUCGUUUGAAGACUUAGCUUCUGCUGCAGCACAUGAAAUCGAAGAAGCGAAACUUGCUGAAGCAGCCGCGACAGAAAAAGAGAAUAAAGUAGACAAACCUCCAGAGGAAUGGCAGGACGUAUUAGGAAGUGGAGCGCUUUUAAAAAAGAUAUUAAAAACAGGUGAUGAGUCAAAUGGAUCUAGACCGCGUAGAAGUGAUAUAUGCAGAAUUAGUUAUGAACUUAAAAUACGAGAUGGCAGUCAAGACUUGAUAGAGAAAAGAGAUCACGUCAAGAUUUAUUUGGGUGACAAUGAGGUCCUUCAGGGGUUAGACUUAGCAUUAACUCUAAUGUAUAAAGGUGAAGUUUGUCUUCUUCAAAUUGCACCAAGAUUCGCAUAUGGAGAAACAGGUCUCAAAACUGGUGAGAGUCUUGGGCUAGUAGGAGAAGUCGACGGGCCGAAAUAUGAGGGAACACCCAUAGGUCCUGAUACAUGGCUCGAAGCUCGGUUAGAAUUACAUGAUUGGACGGAAGAGCCAGACCAUGAGACCUUACCGAUUGCUGAACGAAUGGAAAUUGGUGUACGUCGCCGGUGCCGUGGAAACUGGUGGUAUGGACGCGGAGAAGCCCAGCUAGCGGUCCAAUUGUACCGUCGAGCAUUAGAUGUGUUGGAUGAAAGCGAGGGUGGCAUCACAGACCCCACUCCCUCCGGGGACCUGGAGCCUGCCUCAGACGCUCUACAUGCCUUGCUAGAGGAGCGCCUGCGAGUCCACAACAACAUGGCCGCUGCCCAGCUGAAGGCUGGAGCCUAUGAUGCCGCUUUGCAGGCGGUGACACGGGUACUGAGCUGUCAACCAGACAAUGCAAAGGCUCUCUACCGCAAGGCUCGCAUCCUAUCAUCCAUGGGGCGUACUAACGAAGCCCUAGAGGCGGCCCGGGCGGCUGCCUGCGCAGCCCCCGGGGACUCCGGAGUCCGCAAGGAGCUCACCAAGUGUGAGCAGAAGGCCAGUCGCGACCGGUCUGUGGAACGUCGCUUGGCUCAGAGGAUGUUGGGUGGCGUUGCUGCGCCCUCAUCGUCUCCAGAUAAGAAGCCCUCCAAUACUAAGAUGUUAGUGUGGGGUUCUCUGCUCCUGAGCUUCCUGGUGGGCGUGGCAAGCGUGCUCGUGUACCGGUACAAGAUGCAGGCUCAAUGAUGACACUGCUCGCCUCAAGUUGAUCAGAACAAAAAGGUAACAUGAACGGGAGCGGUGUACCAAGAUUAUAUAAAAUAACUAGCGGUUUAAUUUCAUCAGAUGAUCUUUACUCGUCGAAUAUAUAUUCGAUGCGACGAGUAAAAGGACAAAAAUAAUUUAAAAAAAAGCGAAUAUCAAACAUUUUCCAAAAUAAAAAAUCUUCCAUUUUCCUAUCCUAUGCAGACUAGAUAAAUGCAUUUGUUUUGUAAUAGGUUUUCUGUUCCAGUAUUUUCAUUUCUUAACUGUGAACGGUAUUUGUAAUUUUUUUAAACGUAUUAAAAGGGUUCUAGGUUAGGAUUAGAAUGGUAAAUGACCGUAUAAAGGAUACUUCAGUUCGAUAACUUGACUUUUUCUGCUUUAUGUGUAUUUUAUUUUCUUAGCUUAUUUAUUACUCAGCUUCUUUUUCUUUUAUUGGCAGUGCCAAAGGAAAAUUGUAUUAUACUUACGUUAAGUACCACCCGUAUUUUUACGACCUCCAACGUUUAAUAUGAAUAGUGUGAUAAAUAAAAUUAUUAUACGAGAAACGAACAUUACAUAUUUUUUGAAACUU
Melitaea cinxia (Glanville fritillary) is the source of this 2033-nucleotide messenger RNA. Its product is annotated as peptidyl-prolyl cis-trans isomerase FKBP8-like. Gene Ontology annotation, molecular function: peptidyl-prolyl cis-trans isomerase activity; protein binding. The transcript is spliced from 8 exons. Bases 230 to 1444 code for a protein of 404 amino acids. The record is from RefSeq and is a predicted model, not a curated record. Lineage: Eukaryota; Metazoa; Arthropoda; Insecta; Lepidoptera; Nymphalidae.